Messenger RNA from Brenthis ino (lesser marbled fritillary), 279 nucleotides. The record is from the annotation of a GenBank genome assembly. Lineage: Eukaryota; Metazoa; Arthropoda; Insecta; Lepidoptera; Nymphalidae.
AUGUACUCGCAAGUCGCAACUCGCAAGGGUGCAGGCGAUGGAGAUGGCAGGUUUGAGGUCUGGGAGAGGGAGGGGGAGGCGUCAAGUUACGCAGGGUCGCCGUCGCGCGCCGCGGCGCUCGCGUCGCUCUGUCACCUGCGCCGACGCCGGCCCGUUAUACUACACCCAGUAACCGACGCAUACAUAUUCGUCCUUCGUGAUCUCUUCGGCAGAAAGGAAACCUCCAUCGCACCGUUUCCAAAAACACCUCACAGCCUUCAAAAUUUUAUACAGGUGAGC